AUGAGUAAAACCCAAUUCAGGGAGGUCUACGACCCGCUCGUGAGCUUGGGAUUGACUCCAACUGUCGACCUUGUCCUCGUCCACGGGGUUGACGGCGACCCCAUCAAAACUUGGACAUGGCAGGAAAAAGACUCUCCGCCAGUCUUCUGGCCGGCGGACCUCCUACCCAAAGAGCGGCCAACAACCCGCGUCCUCUCCUUCGGCUUCAACGCAGCCAUGUACCACAGCAACACGACCAGCACAAUCCGCGACCGCGCCCGCAACCUGCUCGGCCUAAUCAGUGCGCGACGCGCCGGUAGCGGAAAUCGGCCCCUUAUCCUCGUCGGCCACUGUCUCGGCGGCUUGGUCAUCAAACAAGCGCUCUGCUUCGCGAACAACGAGGAGCGGUAUCGCCCCAUCGCGUCCGCGACCAAGGCCGUCAUCUUCUUCGGCACCCCGCACAACGGAGCCGACAAGUCCAGCUGGAACCUCAUUGCUGAGGGAUAUGCUGCGCUCUUUAGGACGCUGCCCGGAAAGAGUUCCGCGGUGUCGCCGAUGGCGAACGCCAUCAUCCGGUAUGCGGACGAGCUGGAGGAGAUGAAAGAGGAUUUCGCAUGUCUGUCGCCGCGGUAUGCCAUCACCAGCUUUUAUGAGACGCACACAUGGGGCAAGACGGGCCAGCUUAUUGUGCCGAAGAUGAGUGCGCGGAUGAUGGUCCCGACGGAGGUUGCUUGUGACGUGGAGCAGGAUCAUCAAAAGAUGUGCCGGUUCGAGAAUGCUGAGAACGUCACGUUCGUGAUAUUGUGUCAUCGGAUCAAUGAGGCUGUGGCUGAGGAUACUUCUGGUGGUGCAGCUCGGGGGAAAGGGGUCAAUAGUUCCCAAACUCCGACGAAGGCGCAACUGGGACGGGAAGAGGAUACUACAGGGACAGAGAUGGUUCUGCCCUCGAAAAGACCCGAGGUUGUUGCUUCAGAUCGUCGAAGCGAUGCGCCGAGGAUGGUGCCGGAAAUUGAGCUCAAUAGGGAGGACCCGGCUGUGGAGGUUGUGAUGGAUGCAAUCAGGGGUGCGUCGGGGAAGGGGGUUGUGGUCAACAAUCUGUUUGUCGUUCCAACCCCCGUUCCUGCUAGUCAUCCCCCGGUUGUAGCGGCGGAGGUCCCUCAGAAAUCCGGGAAGCGUGGAUUUGGUAGACUUUGGAGGAGGAAGUGA
Dichotomopilus funicola is the source of this 1185-nucleotide messenger RNA. RefSeq lists its product as uncharacterized. The coding region runs from base 1 to 1185 and encodes 394 amino acids. Lineage: Eukaryota; Fungi; Ascomycota; Sordariomycetes; Sordariales; Chaetomiaceae. The transcript has 2 exons. The record is from RefSeq and is a predicted model, not a curated record.